Messenger RNA from Hibiscus syriacus, 1281 nucleotides. Its product is annotated as metal tolerance protein B-like. Gene Ontology annotation, molecular function: zinc ion transmembrane transporter activity. The record is from RefSeq and is a predicted model, not a curated record. Gene Ontology annotation, cellular component: plasma membrane; vacuole. The transcript has 2 exons. Bases 51 to 1208 code for a protein of 385 amino acids. Gene Ontology annotation, biological process: zinc ion transmembrane transport. NCBI's taxonomy places the organism in Eukaryota, Viridiplantae, Streptophyta, Magnoliopsida, Malvales, Malvaceae.
CGUUGCAAUUCAAAUUUCAUCUUCGUCUACCUUCAGCUCUGGGUUUUCAGAUGGAAGAUGGUGAAGUCUCCAUUCAAAUAUCAAAGGAUCAGAAGAAAAUCGAGAUGCAUAUUGUCUCUGAAGGAAAUAAUGUGAUUUUGAUGCCCCCGGAGUCAAAAUUCUGCUCUGUCUGUGUAUUUUCCGGGGAAGCGAAUACUAUUUCGGAAUCGAUAGAACGACGGAAGUCGGUAACCAAGCUUUCCGGGCUCAUUGUUUUCUAUGUUGUGGUUAUGUUAGUAGAGAUUAUUGGUGGGGUGAAAGCCAACAGCCUUGCAGUUAUGACAGAUGCUGCUCACUUGCUCACUGAUGUUGCUGGAUUCUCCAUAUCUCUUUUUACAGUAUGGGCUUCGGCAUGGAAGGCAACGUCGUACCAAUCUUUCGGAUUCAAUCGCCUUGAAGUCCUCGGUGCUCUUUUAUCUGUGCAACUCAUAUGGCUUAUAUCUGCUCUGCUACUAUUUGAAGCAGUCGACAGAAUUCUCCAUGAACAUGACAAGGUGAAUGGGGCACUCAUGUUUGCAGUUGCUGCUUUCGGAUUUUGUGUCAACUUGGUUAUGGUUCUUUGGCUGGGUCAUGACCACACUCUCCCUGCUUGUGGAGGAACCGAUCAUCAUCAACAUCGACGCCAUGAUCUUGACCACCAUCACCACAACCAUGAACAUGAGAGAGGGCAACCUAGUCAUCGAACCGAGGACGAGGAGACUAAUCUGGUGCUCGGUAGUACAAAGACGAACAAGAUAUUGAACAUAAAUCUCCAAGGGGCUUACUUGCAUGUCAUGGCAGACCUAAUUCAAUCAGUCGGGGUGAUGAUCGCUGGAGCCGUUAUUUGGAUAAAACCGGAGUGGUUAAUCAUUGAUCUUCUCUGCACACUCAUCUUCUCUACGUUUGCUCUAAGUACCACCCUACCCAUGCUUAGAGAUAUUUUCAGCAUAUUGAUGGAAAGGACACCAAGAGAUAUCGAUAUCGAUAUGCUCGAAAGUGGUAUCAAGGGCAUCAAUGGAGUCCAUAACAUUCAUGACCUCCAUGUAUGGGCGAUAACCGUCGGGAAACUCGUAUUGUCCUGCCAUGUUGAAGCUGAGCCAGGAACUAGUCCUAAUGAAAUACUCAGAGAGAUCAGUGAUUACUGUGAAAAAACAUACGAAAUUCAUAACGUAACUAUACAAAUCGAGUAGUCCUUUGGUAUGUUCCUUAACAAAUCUUACAAUUUAAACACCUUUACAUUUUCGUUUCUGUAGUUAGUAUGAG